AUGACAGUUCUGCUUUUGCCUCUUCAUUCACCCAGCAUGCCGUCUGAAUCACCUCACAAUCAACAUGAAAGUUCGAUCCCGGAAGCCAAGGGGGUAGCUCGACUGACUGUAAAUAUUCCAUCGACGUAUCGAGGGAAGAAUGCAGGAGGGGAAACAGAACCACUAUGGCUCACCAAAGAGUUCAAGUUCUACUAUCUUGUAGCUUUAUUUGCUAUUCCGGCGAUGAUAUGGGUCCCGGUAUCUGUUAGUCAACCCUCACAUCCAAAUUAUCCUCAUUACGCUCCUAAGCUAUCGGCUGGCUGGUUAUACGGACGACUUGUAGAUAACAGUGACGCACAAUACCGUUCAUUUCGCGAUAAUAUACCCAUACUUUGCAAAGCUGCAUUCGGAUACCUCAUCAUCAAAAACCUAGCAAAACAGGUCCUCAAAACAUCUAUAAACCUCAUUCCUUUAAACUCCUUUCUCUCCCUUGCUAUGAUCAUUGCUCUACAUGGUUCCAGCUCUCUCAAAAUCAUUCUAAUAAUGUCAAUUAAUUAUCUCAUCGCCAAAAAAUGCCGAGGCUCCCAACUGUCUCCUUUUUUGACGUGGUCAUUCAAUGGUACCGUUCUCUUCAUGAACGAAAUAUACAGAGGCUAUAGCUUUCAAAGCCUAUCUUCGAGUCUCUCAGGCCUGGAUUCUUUCUCUGGUAUCUACCCUAGGUGGUAUGUUAUGUUCAACCUUACCAUGCUUCGUUUGGUAUCGUUCAAUAUGGACUACUAUUGGUCAUUUCGUCAAUCACGAACCGAUUUCAAAGGACCUCCAGAAAAGCAGAGAGUGGUUGUAUCUCAUAGUGAUUAUGAUUACUCCCUUCUCAACUACAUCGCCUAUGUCCUCUAUCCACCCCUCUAUAUUGCCGGACCCAUCAUGACUUUCAAUGACUUUGUUUCACAGCAUAAAUCACCGACGCACAUCAGUUCCCGUUUUAAGCUCAACUAUUUGUUUCGAUUUGUGUGUUGCUACCUGACUAUGGAGUUUAUCCUCCAUUUCAUGUAUGUGGUCGCGAUCAAGGAUCGUAAAGCAUGGGGAGGCGACUCUCCUGCGGAACUGGCUAUGAUUAGCUUCUGGAAUUUGAUCAUUGUGUGGCUUAAGCUCUUAAUUCCAUGGCGCUUCUUCCGUUUAUGGGCUUUGCUUGACGGGGUAGAUCCACCAGAGAAUAUGGUUCGAUGUAUGGCCAAUAAUUAUUCUGUAUUCAAAUUUUGGCGAAGUUGGCAUCGCAGCUACAACCUCUGGCUCAUACGAUACAUCUACGUGCCUUUAGGCGGUUCCAAACAUGUGUUUAUCAACACGUUAUUAAUAUUCUCGUUCGUUGCGCUAUGGCACGACCUGAGCUUCCGCCUUCUAGCAUGGGGCUGGCUUGUUAGCUUGUUUGUAGUUCCAGAAAUGAUAGCAUCAUACCUACUUCCAGCCAAAACUUACGGCAAAUAUCCGUGGUAUAGACAUGUCUGCGCCAUCGGUGCAGUGUUCAAUAUAUUCCUCAUGGUUGCCGCCAACCUUGUGGGGUUCGUUGUUGGGACGGACGGCGUCCAAUUCUUUUUUUCGCAGUUACUUGGGACAAUGGAAGGUAUUAGAUUCAUGGUCAUUUGUUUGUUUGUUCUAUUUGUCGGGGCACAGUUCAUGUUUGAAUAUCGGGAGGAAGAGCUACGGCAAGGGAUUGUUCGCAAUUGUUAA
Molecule: messenger RNA, 1707 nt
Organism: Psilocybe cubensis
Lineage: Eukaryota; Fungi; Basidiomycota; Agaricomycetes; Agaricales; Agrocybaceae
Exons: 9
Coding region: 1-1707 (568 amino acids)
Biological process (GO): GPI anchor biosynthetic process
Cellular component (GO): endoplasmic reticulum
Source: RefSeq, a predicted model, not a curated record